Molecule: messenger RNA, 4272 nt
Organism: Patiria miniata (bat star)
Lineage: Eukaryota; Metazoa; Echinodermata; Asteroidea; Valvatida; Asterinidae
Product: sterile alpha motif domain-containing protein 9-like
Exons: 4
Coding region: 4-4272 (1422 amino acids)
Cellular component (GO): cytoplasm
Molecular function (GO): protein binding
Source: RefSeq, a predicted model, not a curated record
CCGAUGAUGAUGGACGUAUCGGAUGGCGGGAAGACCGACCGGGCUAUGACACGCCAAUCGUAUCAAGUACUUCACGAUGGAAACCUCGACGUCAUGCAAAUACUUCGAGAUAACCUGAAAAGACAUGACGAAACCACCAUCCCUAGCGUGGAGCCGGGAUCAGUGAAAUUCAUCCUGCACGUCAGGAGUCGCAAAGGCCUCGACAGCCUGUGGAAGGAUUACUGCUCCGGGAAACUUGCUCAGGAGUUCGGUGAGGCGCUCAUCACUGACGAACUCACCUCCGAGGACAAGAGUAACAUAACAGUCAGGCUGAAGAUACAGGAAAGCGACUACGAGAAAGGAUGCAGAUUCUUCGAAUCAUUGCAAACUGACCCUGCCGAGCGAGUGUUACCAGUGCGCAUGUCUGACUGGACUGUGGAGCAUGUACGGCAAUGGCUUCUAGAUAUUGGGGUAUCUGAUUCCAUUGCCGACGAAAUGUACGAGGGAAAAAUACGCGGGAAAGUGUUGAAAAUGUACACAAAGGCUGAUCUGAAUGACGACUAUAGCCAUAUUACGACAGGCGACAUGCGUCUUAUUUUGUACAGCAGGAAAACCUGGUUGGAGUCUGAAAAGCAACAGCGAAGCCCACUCAGACAAGAAGCAGUGACUCAAGAAACGGAGCAAGAUCUGUCUCACGGCAUCGAACGGGAUGUUCAAGACCAACCCACGCCGUUUACGUGGGAACCCAAGGAAUCCGCACUCCCUCAGGGUGACGAAAGUUCUCAACCCGCAGCAGGUGCUACUACAAAAGAUGUCACUGCAACGACUAUCGAUAGCAUCCAUGUAGGAGGCAGUAACAACCCUGUAAUAAUGGGAGGUCAACAUGUUAUUAAUUACUAUCAUGAGAGCCCGAUGAUGAUGGACGUAUUGCGUGAUGUGCAACCGGACGAUGCGCUGACAAAACGCUUGUACAAAAUACGUAACGAUUACAUAGAAUUACUCGGAGAUAUCGUGAAUAAACAUGAAACCACCAUCGCUAGCGUGGCGAUGGGAUCUGUAAAACUCAUUCUACACGUCAAAAGUCGCAAAGGCCUCGACAGCCUGUGGAAGGAUUACUGCUCCGGGAAACUUGCUCAGGAGUUCGGUGAGGCGCUCAUCACUGACGAACUCACCACCGAGGAUAAGAGUGAUAUAACAGUCAGGCUGAAGAUAUCGAAAAACGACUACGAGAAAGGAAGCAGAUUCUUCGAAUCAUUGCAAACUGAUCCUACCAAACGAGUGCGCAUGUCGGACUGGACUGUGGAUCAUGUACGGCAAUGGCUUCUGGAUAUUGGGGUGUCUGAUUCCGUUGCCGACGAAAUGUAUGAGGGAAGCAUAGACGGAAAAGUGUUGGAAAUGUACACCACAAAUGAUUUAAAUGACGACUACAGCUCGAUGACGAAACGCGACAUGCGUCUUAUUUUAUACAGCAAAAAACGCUGGUUGGAUUCUGAACAACAACAGCGAAGCCCUCUGAGACAAGAAGCAACGAUUCAAGAAACAGAGCAAGGCUUCUCUCACAGCAGCAAACGCGAUAUCGAAGACCAACUCACCCCUUUUACACAGGAACUAAAGGAACCGGCACCCCUUCAGUGGAAAGAAAGUUCUCAACCCGCAGUUCGUCCCAAAGCACCAAGGAUUCGUGACAAGCCAAGUCCAAAGAAGGAGAAAGCAAAUAAAGUUGCAGCUGUGGUUCUGCGGCAAAGCCUAGAAUCCACUACUUCGUUUCAACAGUCUGAUCAUCCUGAUGAUUACUCCAACAUCACUGAUCAGCGACGACCACGGCAGCCACAUGAUGAAAAGCGGCACCAUGAGGCUAAAUCCCGGGAGCCACAGGAAAAGGAGAAAAACUUGCCUGUAGGUGAUAGACUAGCAUCAAUAUCACGUAAAAUAUCAGAAGUCGCAACAACUGACGAGGCCAGGCUUCGUAUGUUACUCACGGGCGACGAACGUGGUGAGCUUGACCAGUCGUAUUAUCCAGUGCUCAUUGCAAACAAACCUGCAACGCCAGCUGACAAUGACACAGACGCAAUCGUACGUCAAUUUGGAUUCAUUAAGACAAUCAGGUGGACCACCGUCCUAGACUUUAAUUCAAAAUCCAAAGAGGACGGGCUAUGCAAGCUGUACCAUGACGAUCGAAUGGUCUCUCUGCAACAGCCGGAACUAUUCAAACGCAUCGAGUCUGAUGAAGAGUUCCGGAAUUCAAUCGAAUUUUCUGAAAAGACAGUCUGGGUGUUCGCAAAUGGGCGUGAAGACGACCAGGAUAUCCAGGCGCCUAAGAUGGCCCUGCCUGAAUGGCACAAAGAACGCCGCAGAGAUGUAGAAGCUUCGGUGACAUUCUUCUCCCAACCAUCGGUGAUACCGGAAGGUCGAGCUGUGAUCAUGUUCCUGCUGCUAUCUGAAGAUGACAUCGACAUCCUCUGCGAGAUUUUUGGGAAAUUGUCGUCAUCUUUUAAAAGCCUGCAGAACAUCGUCUGCAUCGCCGAAGACCAAGAGCUUUAUUCCAAGUUUGUGAGUAAUGUUACAAAGUGGUUUUCCAAAGAUGAAAUCGACAAAAGGAGUUUGGUGGGACUUGAGUGGCAAGAUAUAAACAGAAUCAUGAUGCAAAUGAAUGGCGUGAACCAGACCACCAAGAAUGAACUUCCUUCCAACUUGCCUGGGCAGUGUUUUCUUUCAGAGAAACAGAAGGAUGAAUGGAAUGACAUUACUGUUGUGUGCAAGAAUGAGUGUGAAAAUACCGAUAUGGACGAUACCAGUCCAAGCUACCAGCAAUUUGUUAAAAGAAAGGAGCUAGACUUUUACCAUGGUGAGAAAGUUGAUUGGUGGAAUUUUGCCAUCGGUGAAAAAGAGAUAAAGCUUCGCAAAACCUGCGGUCAUGUUCUGAAAAGGAAAGGUUUUGGGGAUGUUCUCAGGAAAGUAAAAAAACCACUGGAUAGUUCCAGGAGUGGAGAUAGCUUGAUUGUCACAGUGACACUUCUACACCAACCUGGCGCUGGGGGUAGCACUUUAGCUCGCCAUGUCUUGUGGGAACUUCACAAAGAUUACCGAUGUGUGGUAGUUAACAGAGUUACAAGUCGCACGGUCAACCAACUAAUGGAGGUGAGACACUUUGGUUAUGAGAAGGAACAUGUUAGGCAAAUCCCGCCAGUGUGCGUGCUCGUUGACAAUCUCGAUGAUGUUGAAGUGCUGGAUUUGAUAGCAGACUUGGAAGAGAAAUCAAAACAUGUUCGUGUGGAUGGUGGAGCAGUGUGCGUCCUGCUUCAUUGCAAGCGUAAUGCAGACCCACUUAAGGCCAUCACUGCCAAAGAUAGGGAUCCCGACCUCUACAUACCAUUGACCCAGAAGCUUAACCAAACAGAAAAGGAAUGGUUUCAGCAAAAGUACAUUGAAUUGGAACACAAGGAAAACGAGUACAAAACAGGAGAUUACAUUCCUGACAAUCUCCUUGCCUUCAUGGUGAUGAAGGAGGAAUUCAACAAGGAGUAUAUAACAGGUGUCGUCUCAAGGAUACUUCAAGACAUCGAAGGGAACGAGCUGAAGCUAAUUAAACUGUGUGCCCUUCUGAACUCUUACAUACAUGAAGCUGACAUACCUAUUUCUUGCUGUGACACGUUUAUGGCCGGUACAUGGGCCAAAGGAAAGACAAUCUACUUCACGAGACAAACUUUGAACUGGGAAAAGUCUGUGUCAGCCUCAUUUAAGGUUAUGGUGGUUAUAACAGAAAACCGAACCAUCAAGAUUUUACAUAAGAGCAUAGCCGAGGAGGCUUUGAGACAAACCCUGAGAGAUAGCGGGGGCAAAUCGCUGGCGGAUGUAACACUGGAGUUCUUGAACAGCGAGCUGCUUCGGUCGAGUUCUUACGGCAGAAAGAUUCUGGCAAAGACAACGCAAGAUCUACUCAUCAGGAGGGAGUGUGUAGAGGAUACCAAGACAGAAUUUUCGGUACUCAUCGAAGAUAUCUGCAAAAUGCAGGGAUCGGAAAAGGCCAUCAACAUACUGACAAAGGGCGUUGAAAUACUUCAAGAUGCCUUUGUCGCACAGCAUCUUGCAAGGUUUUAUUUCAUAAAGGAGAAAAAAAUCAAUGUGGCACACACCUUUGCUGCGAAGGCGUUAAAUAUUAAUCCCCCAAACCCUCAUUUUGAGGAUACAAAACGUCGUGUUUACGAAGCACAUUUUGACACCCCUACUGAACCACGCGUACUUGACCAGCAAGCCCAUAGUUAUAUGGAACGAAGGAUUUUCUCUGUCCUUUGA